Molecule: messenger RNA, 2021 nt
Organism: Oreochromis aureus
Lineage: Eukaryota; Metazoa; Chordata; Actinopteri; Cichliformes; Cichlidae
Gene: hjv
Product: hemojuvelin BMP co-receptor
Exons: 3
Coding region: 30-1283 (417 amino acids)
Biological process (GO): BMP signaling pathway
Cellular component (GO): plasma membrane
Molecular function (GO): coreceptor activity
Source: RefSeq, a predicted model, not a curated record
UGACUGAACGACCUGCUGUGAGCCUGCUGAUGGCGCUCUGGGCUGCCUCGCAGUGGAAGUGCUGGAUCCACCUGACUCUGCUGCUCGUCCAGGUCUCUUUACCUGAAGCUGCAACUUCCUGUCAUAUCCUGAGGUGUAACUCGGAUUUUGUGGCUGCAACGCUGGACCUGGGCAGCAGCAGUAGUGGCAGCAGCGGUGGGGCAGCAGGAGGAGCAGCAGCUGUGAGCAGGGAGGCGGUGAACGCCGGUUACUGCAGCGCCCUGCGCUCCUACGCCAUGUGCACCAAGAGGCUGUCGCGAGCCUGUCGUGGUGACCUCGCGUACCACUCUGCAGUCCAAGGAAUCGAAGAUCUGCUCAUCCAGCAUCGCUGCCCCCGGGUGGGGCCCACGGCACAGCCCCGCCCCCCCCCUGCCGAAACGCUGUCGGGUGACACCUGCCUCUAUGAGAGGAGCUUCUUCAGCAGGGAGGGGCAGACACCCGAAUACCUGCACUGCAGCGUGUUCGGAGACCCGCACAUCAGAACUUUCAACAAUGACUUCCACACAUGUGCCGUUCCGGGGGCGUGGCCUCUCAUCGACAAUGAGUAUCUGUACGUACAAGCCACCAGCUCACCAACCAGGGGAGGCAUGUACGCCACAGUCCUCACCAAAAUCACCAUCAUCUUCAAGAACUGGCGUCAGUGUAUCGACCAGCAGCUGUACCAGGCCGAACUGGAUAACGUCCCCGCCGCCUUCGCGGACGGCUCGAUGUGGAGCGGCGAGUGGCGAGGUCAUCGCAGCCUCACAGUUCGGACUCUGAAUCCCGGCCGGCACGCCGAGAUCCGAGCGGUGCACGUCGGCACAGUCUUGGUGGUGCGUCAGAGCGGCCGCUCGCUCGGCCUCUCGGUCCUCUCGCCACGUGGUGUCGUUGAGGCGUUCAGGCCUGAGCAGGACCUGCAGCUGUGCGUGUGGGGCUGCCCCCCCUCCCAGAGACUCAACACACUUCACCCACCACCAUCAGACCCUUUGAUGUCCACCGCCCUCAGUGCUGAGGACCACUGCGCGGGGCUGCUUCCAGCUCGAGACGUCUACUAUCAGGCCUGCGUGUUCGACCUGAUCGCCAGCGGAGACCUGAACUCCAGCAUGGCCGCUGUCAGUGCACUGCAGGAUGCCCAAACCAUGAUCCCAGACAGGGAAGGGGUUCACCUGCUGCUGGUUGGAUCUGCAGGGCACACACGACCUCACCUCACGCUGCUGCUGCUGCUGCUGCUGCUCAGCAUUUUGGGAACUCUUAGCAGGCCCUGAGAAACAGGAAGUGACCUCAGACUGUGAAGCUGAAGGAAAUGUUUGGAAAAUUUCCCAAACACAACACCUGGAAGAGGACCUAAACGUGAUGUCCCAGACGCUGACAUCACUGCUGACACCUGAAGCUGGUUUUAUGGUCCCACAGAGGACGCUCACGUGCGGGCCUGGCCCGUCUGCCUGUCACAUGGAGGCGGUGUAGAAUAUAUGUGGGCCACUCGUCUUUGUGCUGUUGUUGGUCCGUUAGCUAGUGACGGAGAAAAGUCAAGCUCUAAAACACAAAGAGCUGAAUUGAAACUGAGGGUUAAAAACAAGUGUCACUGCAGCCUGUUUGUUUCGGUCUUUGAACUUUAUGUUACGGUUCUCCCGUUAAACUCUUUUUUCACUCCCUCCUCUAUUCAGACCAGUCGACAUUAGGCAGUUACUUACAUCAUGUAAUUUCAGCAUUGCGCUAUAUCUUGGAGGACUGCACGGGAGUGUGUCUACCGUGGAUGAAAAACCCCACAGACACAUUUGUAGGACCAUAAAACCAGCAGAUGGCGUCCUGAUGGUGACAGUCUAGAUGGAACGGAGCUGCUUGGAAACUUUCAGGGGCCACAGACUUUAAUCGGAGCCCCGAAUGUUUGUGGAUCACUGCAGCUGAUCCAGAACCUUUAAAAAUCUGUGUGCAAAAGAAAAAACAAAUUAAUUUAGCUGCUAAUUGACAAUUUGAUAAUAAAGAUUUCCUCAUGAAAUGUUGAA